CCGCGUGUCUCGGGCCACACGCCGGAAAGACGACCUACUCCUGGGCCCGCCGGAGGAAGUGUCCAGGUCCCGGAGGGCGGGGCUUGCAGCCUUGGAUGUCGCCAUGACUACCGAGCCCGAGGACCCUGUGGCCCCCUUGGCUGCCGAGCCCGCGGUGCCGUCGCUUGUGGACCGUUACUUUACUCGCUGGUACAAAGCGGAUGUCAAAGGAAAACCCUGUGAAGACCACUGUAUACUACAGCACUCUAACCGAAUAUGUGUCAUCACGUUAGCAGGAUCUCAUCCAGUUCUUCAAAGUGGAAAAACAGUUAAAAGCAUUUCUUAUCAAAUCAGUACCAACUGUAGCAGACUUCAGAACAAAGUCUCUGGGAAGUUUAAGCGGGGGGCACAGUUUCUCACAGAACUUGCACCUUUGUGUAAGGUUUACUGCUCAGACGGAGAAGAAUAUACCAUAUCUAGCUGUGUUAGAGGACGGUUGAUGGAAGUGAAUGAAAACAUUCUCCAUAAACCAUCUAUUCUUCAAGAGAAGCCAUCUACUGAAGGCUACAUUGCAGUUGUGUUGCCCAAAUUUGAAGAAAGUAAAAGCAUAACAGAAGGGUUAUUGACACAAAAGGAGUAUGAAGAAGUUGUGAUGAAACGCCUCAAAGCCACAACAGCUACCUCAUGAGGGGCGAGGACUGAGGUGGAAUAAAAGCAACAGGGCAUCUUUGUCUUUACCCGGCCUACCAGUCCGUGCACCAGGGAAGAACCAGCACGGGUGAGGCCGACUUCACACCCGCCAUCCGCAGGGAGGCCCGAUCUUUUUUUUUUUUUCCCUUUAGUAAAGAUUUUCUCAUCAUUUUUAAUGGGAAACAACUAAAAUCUCAUGGAAACAGUCCAGUAGGGAAAUUUUUACUAUUGAGUUUUCAAAUCAUAUAUUUUUUCUUCAAAAUUGGUAUAUAUUAUUUUGAUGUCUCACAGGUAGGUCCUGAUAUAGAUUUGAUCUGCCUGUAGAUAAUACAGAGGACUAAUAACAGAGAAUUCAGAUACAAAUUCAACAGCACCUUUCCUUAGUUCUCUAGUUAUACUCCUGUCCAACUCCCGCCACAUCUUGGUCAAGUAAGUCUCCACGCUGUCAUUUGAACGGUGUGGAACUGAGGUAGUAAACCCUAUGUUUGCUCUUGAAAUAAGAUUUGCAUGAACCCUGAAGUAGGACUGAAAUUUCCAACAGAAGAGGGCUCCAGGACUGGCGUGCUGCUAAGAGUGCCGAGGAAAGAUCUGUUCUGCUGUUUCUCCACCUCAAGUUUGGUGCUGAUCUCUGCCAGCCUCUCAUUAGUCUUGUCGCGUUUCUUUUCCAGUGACUUUCUAACUUUUAGUUCCUCUAGGUAGUGUUGCUUAUAUUUUUCCAACUCUGCUUUAUUAGAAUCUUGAAAAGUCUUCAUCUUGGCGAAUUCAGAUCCCAAGUCUUUAAUUCUGAGUUCCAUCUGACUUCUUUUUUUUU
Dama dama (fallow deer) is the source of this 1480-nucleotide messenger RNA. It is a transcript of the gene ABITRAM, whose product is annotated as actin binding transcription modulator. Gene Ontology annotation, biological process: dendrite morphogenesis; regulation of actin filament polymerization; regulation of filopodium assembly. The transcript is spliced from 6 exons. Gene Ontology annotation, molecular function: actin filament binding; actin monomer binding. Gene Ontology annotation, cellular component: dendrite; lamellipodium; nucleus. The record is from RefSeq and is a predicted model, not a curated record. NCBI's taxonomy places the organism in Eukaryota, Metazoa, Chordata, Mammalia, Artiodactyla, Cervidae. The coding region runs from base 104 to 667 and encodes 187 amino acids.